UCCGGCGGAAAGUUCAGAAAAGAAGCUUUUACCAGGCGGGAACAAAGGCCUACGUUUUUCCCAGAUCCCAUUUCUGUCAUCACCCGCUCUCGAAAAAUACACCAAAACUCGUUCCGAGUCACGACUCACCGAUUUCGACCCGACGGAGAAAAGAGGCGAGCGACGGAGAUUCGCCAUGAAAUAUCGGGCUUCCUUCAGCCUCUUCACCACAUUCGUUCUUCUCCUCUUCCUUUUCUUCAUCAGACUCCAUUACGAGCACACCAAGAUCGAAAGUCAGUGGCGGCCUCUCACCUCAACAAACGCAAGUGAUUAUCACUACCUAUAUUGGAAUUUAUUUUUAUUUUUUUAAUGUCGAUUCUUUGAUUGGUUUAAUGGCUGUUUCAGAUCGACAGUCAACGGCGGCCUCUCCUCUCAACAAACGUAAGUGAUUAUCACUAGCUAUAUUGGAAUUUAUUUUUAUUUUUUUAAAUGUCGAUUCUUCGAUCGUUUUAAUGGCUGUUUUCAGAUCGACAGUCAGCGGCAGCCUCUUACCUCAACAAAUAUUGACAGUCAGCGGCGGCCUCUCACCUCAACCAAUAAUCCGGACUAUAAUCGGCUUGAAUUAUCGGGUUCGCUACCUCGUGGGAUAGUGGAAUCAACCUCUGAUAUGGAACUGAAACCUUUGUGGGAGAACCCAAGGUUAAAAGGUAGUAGUGAGACUUACACUGCUCUCUUGGCAAUACCUGUCGGCAUUAAGCAAAAGAAAAAUGUGGACAUAGUGGUUAGGAAGUUUCUUUCAGAGAACUGCUCUGUUAUUCUUUUUCAUUAUGAUGGGAAAGUGGACGGAUGGCGUGAUCUUGUAUGGAGUGACAAGGCCAUACAUAUAGUUGCUCUCAACCAAACAAAGUGGUGGUUUGCUAAGCGAUUUUUACAUCCAGAUGUUGUGGAUAUUUAUGACUAUAUCUUUCUAUGGGAUGAAGAUUUAGGAGUGGAGAAUUUUCAUGCUGGGAGGUAUUUGAGAAUAAUGAUUUCUGAAGGUUUAGAGAUUUCACAGCCUGCUUUGGAUCCGCGUCGAUCCGAAAUUCAUCAUCGCAUUACUGUACGCAAUAGAACGGGGAAGGUUCACAGGCGAGUGUACGGUUUUCAUGGGAGUUUGAAUUGCUCAGAUGAUAGUAGAGGGCCUCCAUGCACUGGAUGGGUGGAAGGGAUGGCACCUGUGUUUUCUCGAGCCGCCUGGCGUUGUGUGUGGCAUCUCAUCCAGAACGAUCUGAUACAUGGAUGGGGCUUGGACAUGAAACUUGGAUAUUGUGCUCAGGGGGAUCGGACAAAGAAAAUUGGUGUGAUUGAUAGUGAAUUCAUUAUUCAUCAGGGGAUACCAUCUUUGGGAGGAUCAUCUGCAGAUAAGCCUUCUCGUCGUGGUUCUCAUCGUGGUUCUCGUCAUAGUGCUCGUCGUGGUUCUCGUCGUGGUUCUUCAGAACGUGCAGCUGUGAAGGCACAAAACGACAGAUCCAUCGAUUCAAGAUCCCAUGUAAGGAGACAGUCAACAGUGGAGCUUGAAAUGUUCCGGCAGCGGUGGGAUCGAGCUGUGAGGGAAGAUGAGGAUUGGAUUGAUCCCUUCAAACACAUGAGAAGGAAUAGGGCGGCGACAUGAAGUAUAUAGCUUUCACAUAUUAUUCAAGUUUUGCAGGGAAUCAUUUCCCAUCAAUUUUUUAAUUCUUUUAUGAAAUGCGAUUUCCGUGCUGUGUUUCAUCCUGCCCUUGGAUCGAUGGUUUCGCCUUCGUAGCUCAAUGGCCAAGCCUGACUUGCAAAGCAUUUGGUGGAUAUUUCAGCUGUUUUUUUUUUCUUUGUAGUAGGAUGCUCGCCUACUUGUACUAUUAUUGCCAGAUAUUAAAGAGAGAUCAGAUCUGAUACAUAUUCACGAUGUGGGGGCUUUUGAUUUUGUUGUUCUUUUAGUUGGUUUUUUUUUUUCCUUUUCCCAUUGUUUUAUAGGCCUGUUGACGUUUGUCUGGUUGCAUAGUGAUGGACGAUCCGGAGGUUUUGGUUUCCCUUUAAAUGCAGCAGAGCUACAGGAACAAAGAAAAAACAAGAAAAAAAAUAAAAUAAAAGAAGCUGGUUAAAGCAUUUACUGAA
Molecule: messenger RNA, 2109 nt
Organism: Magnolia sinica
Lineage: Eukaryota; Viridiplantae; Streptophyta; Magnoliopsida; Magnoliales; Magnoliaceae
Exons: 15
Coding region: 647-1630 (327 amino acids)
Source: RefSeq, a predicted model, not a curated record